Molecule: messenger RNA, 745 nt
Organism: Cuscuta campestris
Lineage: Eukaryota; Viridiplantae; Streptophyta; Magnoliopsida; Solanales; Convolvulaceae
Source: the annotation of a GenBank genome assembly
CGGGGUCUUCAAAUGAGAGCUGCUCGGGUAAGUGAGAUAGGCACAAAGGAUGCACCCCUCGCCUUAGAUCCGAGAGCAAAUAGUUCACGUCGUGGAAGACGGAUAUAUAGGAGUGCGUCGAGAUGGACGGCUUACCUCGGCCUCGCGAUAAUAUCGUCGCGGACGAUCUGGAGGGCCUCGCGGGGAGGGCUUACCUCAGCCUCGUAGAAGAGGAAAUAAAAUCACAUCGUGGGAGACGGAUGGGAGUGCGUCGUGGUGGACGGCUUACCUCGGCCUCCGAUAGAUCUGGAGCUAUCACGCCCUGGCUGGAGCUUGCCGUCGCUCCAGAGCCUUCGUUGCUGGCUGCGCAGAGGCAGGAUGCCGCGCAGCUCUUGGUCGUCGCGUCCGUACGGUCGUCACCGGUGGAUCGUUGCCAGCUACAGCGAGGCUCUCCCGUCGUGCUUCGAAGCCUGCACUGGGUGGUGGCUGGAAGAUCUGUGUGCGGAAUCAAGAUCUGGUCGGCGAUGGGUGGUGGCUCGAAGAUCUUGACCUUCUUAGUGGUGGCAAUGGCCGGCGAACUCAAUCCGGUACCUCCUCAGCAGACCUACGGCGAGGCGCGCCCGUCGAGGCCGGCGGUGAUCUUCCGUGUGCCAAUGAUCUAGUCGGCGAUGGCGGGGAAUCUAAGACCAGCGACCAAUCCCACCACGAAGAUUUGGAAGAACCACUCUUUUGUUUGUUUUUUUUGGAGCACGCUUGAUGUGUUCGA